GAAGAGGUCAUACUUCGAAUUCAAGGAAUCCUAUCAGCGAAGGACUUACCGCCGCAGAUAGAGCCAAUCUAUAUCCGUCCUAAUCAGAAUCGGCGAAAGGCUUAUCUACGACAAAGCAUCCGACUCACAGGAUUCUCCAGCCAGACAUUCCAGCGGAACGUGGAUGCAGUACAGUACCUUAGUCGACACGUAUCGCGGUUCUUCAAGGAAGGGAUUGUCAGCGAGUGGCAACCGUCCAACACAGAUGGACACCCUACCUUGGAGAUAUCCAACCGAUAUUUCAGCGCUAGGAAACAUAAUCAGGCUGACAUCGACGUACCUUUUUCUGAUCUUGUAGACCCGGAAGGUAUCCUCCGCAAACUGAGCGACGAUCGAUGGGUGCAUACAGACGACAACGACGUCACUUACUACCGAGUUGUUGAGGAGGAAGGGAAAUUAACGUAUUUGAACGCCGAUCCGGCCAUCUUCAGGCCUGGUGAUAUUGUGGAGGCCGAGACAUCAGUAUUGGUACUACCUCAGAAUGGACAAAGCGGGCGAUUCCGCGUUGCGCUGGUACUAAGGUCUCUCACCUUGAUGGAUGCCCGGUUUUCAGACGUAAGUGCCUGUCGACUCACAAGAUCAGUUAAACUCACAUUUGCCAUAGGCUGUAUAUGUCAAUUCGGGUGGCUCAACAAUCCAGGCGCAAGAGAAACAGCCAGCGUUACCUAA
Messenger RNA from Gloeophyllum trabeum ATCC 11539, 708 nucleotides. RefSeq lists its product as uncharacterized. The transcript is spliced from 3 exons. The annotation marks the transcript as partial. NCBI's taxonomy places the organism in Eukaryota, Fungi, Basidiomycota, Agaricomycetes, Gloeophyllales, Gloeophyllaceae. The record is from RefSeq and is a predicted model, not a curated record.